Sciurus carolinensis (gray squirrel) is the source of this 5118-nucleotide messenger RNA. RefSeq names its product essential meiotic structure-specific endonuclease subunit 2 (gene Eme2). The record is from RefSeq and is a predicted model, not a curated record. Lineage: Eukaryota; Metazoa; Chordata; Mammalia; Rodentia; Sciuridae. Gene Ontology annotation, molecular function: nuclease activity; DNA binding. Gene Ontology annotation, cellular component: Holliday junction resolvase complex; nucleus. Gene Ontology annotation, biological process: mitotic intra-S DNA damage checkpoint signaling; replication fork processing; resolution of meiotic recombination intermediates.
CCGCCCGCCGCCCACCGCAACUCACCAUGGCCACCACGGGCCCCGAGCUCAUGUACUUGACCAGGCGGCCGUAGAAGGGGCGCCCGCGCAGCUCCGCGUAGUGCUCGCGCAGCAGCUCCUCGGAGGCCUGCGGGAAGGACGGCCGCCCGCGCUGCGCCCCGCGCCCUCGUCUCGGCCCCCGUACCACCCGCCCCGCACGCGCCCUGCUCCGGCCGCCCGCACCUGCACCAGCUUCAGCGCCACCAGCUUGAAGCCCUUCCUUUCGAAACGCCGCACGAUCUCGCCCACCAGCCGCCGCUGCACGCCGUCGGGCUUCACGGCCAGGAAGGUGCGCUCGUGCACCCCGCUGCAGGCUGCGGGACCUGGACGUCAGGUCAGCCCGGCAGCCCGCGCCCCGUCCGGUCCCGCGCCGCCCCCGCGCUUACCCGCCGGGAAGAGGUUAGCGAAGAUGGUCAGCACCAGGCAGAUCAUGGCGGCGGCUGGCCGGGCGGGCGGGGCGGGGCCUGCGCCUAAAGGGGCGCGCCGCACGCAGGGCCACCCCCUGCACACGCCCGAGGCGGCCGCCGCGGCCCCGGGGCCCCGGCACCUGCUCCGCAGCGCCCCACCACACGGCCCCGGCCCCGCGCGCACAGAAACCACAACACAGGCCACUAAGCGCGUUUAUUCCCAGUCACGGCAACGCGGCAGAGGCCGCUUGGAAGUGAGGCCCGCACGCUGCUCCCCGCUUUCGCUCAGCAGCCCGCCCGCAGGGCCCGACUCAGCCUCUGCUGCCCCACUUCUCCCCACCAACUGCAAGGCCGCGGGGCACGUCGCCUAGGCGGCCACACCCCAAGACGGUCACCGCGGGGAGCCCGCCGCCGGGCCGCGGGCACUGCGCAGGCCCUGCCCAGCUAGACUGCGGUUCCCCCGGCCCGCCCCUUGGCCUCCUGUUUUGCAGGGUAGUCCCAAGGAUCCGCACGAGUCCUCUCCAGGUUCAGCAGCGGCUCCUCCGCGCUGGUGUCCCCGCUUUUCCGUCGCUGAGCCAGGAUCAUGGCCCGGAGCAGAGGUGGGUAGGGCACGGGGCGCGGCCUGUCCUCCAUCCCAGGCGUGAAGGCGACGAAAGCCGCCUCCUCGUGCUUGGGCACCAGCCGCCAGUCGUGGUACAUGACGUGCUCGAUCUCCCGGGCCUCCGCCUCCGUCUUCCCUGCGGGAGGAAUGCGAGGCUGACUUCGCGCCGGCUGGACAGACGGCCACGCGCUCCUGCCCGCCGGUACCCUUACCUUUGAAGGUCAGGACGCCCCAGGCCUUCCCGUGGUCCAGGUUCUGCGAAGCAAGAAAGAGCGGGUCAGCUCGGGGAGCUGCUCGCCCAGCGCGGGGGAGGCGGGGGCCCCUGCCCCUCAGAGCUGGGGAUCUGAGCGAGGCCAGCGCCUUCCGGCAGCCGGCGGGCCGCGCGCACCUGCGCGGUGUAGUCCGGCCGCACGCGCGUGAGGCGCCAGUAGCAAGGCUCGUCGUGCUGCCACAGCCAGGACUUGCGCGUCACCAGGCGGCCCAGGCCGAAGAGCGGGAGGCGGGCGAGCAGCUGCAGGAGGCGGCUCUCGCGGCGCGCGUCGGCCCAGGCGCGCGCCGGCAGCCGGCGGCCCGAGUGCGGCCGGGUCAGGGUCUCGUAGUCCAGGGCGUAGAGCUGCGAGUCGCGCGGCCGCUCCCGCUGCUCGCGCAGGGCGCGCACGCGGCGGGCCAGCUCGGCGAUCAGCCGCGGCCGCACCUUCUUCCGCGCCAUCGUCGUGGCCGCGACCCCCGCCCCGCCGGAAGCCCGCGCAGUCAGAGCGGGCCCGCGCCGGAAGCGACCGGCGUCCCACCCAAAGGCUUCCGGACGCGGGCGGAAGCGGAUAGGAGGUCGGGCCAUGGCGGAGGCGGGGCCCCGGAGGGCCGCCCGCUCGCGCCGAGGCCUUCGGAGGCCCCAGACCUGGGAGGUCUCGGACUCCGACUCGGAGGACCGCAGCGCUGCCGAGGCCGGAGCAGGGGUUCGGGGCCCGGCGGGGCAGCGCAGGGCGGCGGCGUGGCGGCCCGAGCAGGCCCUGCGGCACCUGGUGCUGCGCGUGGACCUAGCCGUGCUGGAGGACACCGGUGCCGACGUUCUGAUGGAGGCUCUGGGCACCCUGGGCUGUGAAUGCCACAUCGAGCCGCAGCGCCCCGCACGCAGCCUACGGUGGAGCCGAGUGAGGCACGACCCCCCGCAGCGUGCCCCUGAGGUGUGGGCUGCAGAGGAGCAGGAACUACUGCUGCUGCUGCUGCUGGAGCCCGAGGAGUUUCUGCAGGGCACUGCUCAGCUGAAUCAGACAGCAGGCCUGCCCUGUUCAGUGCCCUGGAUCUCUCCUGAGAGCCCUACCCACCCCCACCUGGCUGUCAUCGGGCUGGAUGCCCACCUAUGGUCUUGCCAGCCCAGUGCCCAGGGGAUGCAGCAGUUGCAGAAUCCAGAGGUGGAGGAGGCCCUGGUGCUCCUCCAGCUCUACGCAGACCUGGAUGUGCUGCUGGUGGCCUCCUGGCAGGAGCUGAGUCAGCACGUGUGUGCCUACACCAAGGCUCUGGCCCAGCUCCCCUCUAAGCAGUGCUGGGACUCCCAGGCCUUUUCCUUCUGCACAGCAGGGCGCUGGGCUGCAGGCCAGCUGGUGGCCAGAGAUGGCUCUGGGCUGCGAGGGGUUUGGUGGAGACAGAUCAGGCAGUUUAACCGGGUCAGCUCUGCUGUGGCAGAUGCCAUUGUCACCGCCUUCCCCUCCCCCCGCCUUCUGCAGCAGGCACUUCUGGCCUGCAGCACAGAAGAGGAGCGUCUGGGUCUCCUAGCUGACCUCCCUGUGGAGGCCAGCAAAGGCAGACAGCCCCGCAGGGUGGGGCCUGACCUCUCCCGUCGCAUCUGCCUCUUCUUGACCACCACCAACCCUGACCUGCUGCUGGACCUGGGCUCCUGACCACUCGCAGGCCUCCUCUCCUGCCGACCAGCACCAUAGCACCAGCCCACAGGAAGACUGACCAGACCUCCUGGGAGGGGUAGGGGCACCCACCCUCACUCAGCCUGGGGUGGACUCCAUCCUGGGCCACUUAGACUUGAGCUUGGGGAAGUAGGGGGAGGACAGAUGCUCUGGGAUCGGCAGAGGAGCAGGGAGGCAGACAGAAGCCUGGGGAGGAUGGGGGUUUGUGUUCUCUCUGUCCUGAAUGCUCUGGCCACAGGACAGCCUGGCAAGACUGCCCAGCUGUGCAGUCAGGAGGACUGCUGGGCAGUGCCCAGAGGGUGGGGGUGGCUCCCUGAGGAGGAAGGCACAGAUACCGAGCAGCCCAGGACUGGUGGACUCUUUAAUCUCAGAGCUGUAAGACAUAAAUCCACAUUUGUCGCAGUCGUUGGGGUCUCUGUGACAGGAGUGGCAGCAGACGACAUGCAGAGCGAGCGACGAGCCAGGACCCAGGCACAGCAAGUGCCACUCCACCAGGCCCUGUCUCCCCAGGCAGCAGGCACCUGCCACCACAGGCUGGCCCAGCAGUGGCUGGCCACCAUUCCUGGGACAGCUGGAGGGCUGGUGUGGCUGCUCAUUUGAUGCCCACCCAGUGCAGCAAAGUGGACUCACAGUGGCCAGUGGCUCUGGCUUUAGAAGAGAUAGGGCAGCCCCACUCAGACCUUGGUCCAGCUCUUCCCUCCUGCUGCCAUGCACGGUGGCUGGAAGGAAGGGACAGAGUGGCCUUCCCAGUCUGAGGAAGCAGUUUUUGUUAGAAAAAUCAGGUCCGUCGGCAGCGCUUCCUUCGGCAGGGCCUGGCCUCUGGGCUGUGGGGAUUGGGUGGGGGCACCGGGGCCUUGCGACGGCUGCAGUUCAUGCUCAGGACCCAGCCCAACUUGUCACGUAGCACCUGCUUGAGGCCAGGUGGCAGGGGCAGGCCCUCGAGGGGUGUCCCCUGAAUCAGGGCGCAACUGGCGCAGGCGGGAGCAGCACAGGUACUGCAGGGAGGUGGCGCUGGCGCAGGCGCGAAUCACCUUCAUGCUGCUCCUGGCUGCCGUGGAGCACACCAUCGGGUAGAACCUCCUGUUCCUCAGCCGGGUGGCAGCCACUCCUGAAGGGGGGCACACUGAGCCUGGGCCUGUGGGGGGCCUAGGAGGUGCUGCACCAGGCCUGCUGCACAUCCACCAGGGUGGCCAGGGGACCAGGUCCUGCAGCUUCAGCCUCUCCUGUCCCACCCCCUGGGGACUGGGCACCUCAAGCCCAGGGCAGCCUGGCUCUGCCAAGACAGCUCUGGCAGCUGUGCCCUGCAGACACCUGCUGUUCAGGGUCAGCUGAGGGACCCUCACCUAUGCACUUCCUGUUCUUAAAGAAGGUCAGCGUCCCGUGCCAGGCAUCCAGGUGCACACCAAUGAUGGAGCCCUGGCCGAAGCGCGACGAGAAGCUGGUCUUGUCGCCCUUGUGGUGGAGGAGCCCUAGGGGCACCAGGCGAGGGUGAGCCCAGGAGCCCGGCGCUGUCCGCCCACCCCCCGGGGCACACCACACACACCCGUGUAGGAGAGGCCCCAGCUGUCCUCAUCCCUGCCAAGCAGGCUGCAGAACGUGUGGUGGUACUUGUCCAGGUCCACGUCGGACGUCCCAAUGCCCACCAUCUGCCAAAGUGGGCUGGGAAGAGUGUGCCUAGGGCAGGAGCCUAUGGCACAGCCCCAGACCAGUGACCACUUACCAUGUCGGUGCCAUAGACAGGCGAGGUCAUCUUGAUCUCCCAGAAGUGCUGGCCGUCCCCCAGCUCCUUGGUGCCCCGGAUGGCUGCAGUGCCACAGCUGUACUCCAUGUGGAAGCUGACCUUGCGGUUGUCGCAGCUCAGCAGGGCAGCUGAGGACUUGUUCAGGUCGUCCCAGACCCAGUCGAAGCCUGUUGAGAUAGCGCCAGCUCACCCCUGCACCUCCCGGGGGCCCCCCCCCACGCGGGCGCUCACACUCAUCUUCCUCCCCGCAGCGGCAGUCCUUGCCACCGUGUGUCGUGUGCGGGCUGCUGCAGAAGGUGGCCUCGCUCUGGCCCUCACAGUCACAGAAGGACUCCCCCGUCACGGGCACAGCACUGGGGAUGGACGGUGGCAGGGAUGAGGACUCAGGGUCAGAAUCAGAGUCACUGUGCUGGA